This is a messenger RNA of Closterium sp. Naga37s-1, 4856 nucleotides long. The record is from the annotation of a GenBank genome assembly. Lineage: Eukaryota; Viridiplantae; Streptophyta; Zygnematophyceae; Desmidiales; Closteriaceae.
AUGGAAAGAGGGAGAUUAACUUUGAGAAGGCGAAUCGCAACUGCACCGACCCCUUCCAGUUUGAAAACAUCCGCAAGGAGCCCUGCGCGUGUACGCCUUCUGACUAUGCGAAGGAGUACUCGAAAGGGGAUGAUGGCAAAUGCUACUUGCAGUAUCGCCCAAGCAACUGCCAGGGAGGGCAAGAGUCGAAGCGAAUCCCGGUGGACCUUCUGUUCUGUGAGUUGAAGCCUGUCCCAUGCACAGAGGCGAACGUGAAGAGCAUGUACCUCACGUGCGACUACAUCCGUGACCCAGCCACCAAUCAGCAGCUCUCCAAGACUCGCAUGAUCCAGGUGGUGUACUAUUUCGACAAUCAGUGCAACCCUGCUGCUCGUGGCUCCCUUGCCCUCCCUCCCAGCGACUACAUUCCAUGCGACACGCGGUGUGGCCCGGGGAUGUUUCUCAAAGGCAACAACUGUCACAAGUGCCCGCAAGGCUACUAUAGCAUGGGAGGCGGGUUCCGUUAUGAUGCCUUCAAGGACCUCGACCCCAAGGUCUUCCAGACAGAGUGCUCGUUCAGCAACAACACGGGCACGUUCCCCUGUGAGGGGUGGUAUGCGGAGGAGGGGCAGCUGAAAGUGGGCUCCUACGACCCUGCCAACUACUGGCUCGAGGAGGAGUGUGCGUACUUCACCAACAUGACGUGCCACAACAACCUGCAGUCCUCGCUCAAGCUGCCACUCACUCUCGUCAGGGACGGGUAUGUCACAUUCCGCUUCACAGUGAGCUCGGAGCGGCAGCGGGAUGGACUGGUGUUCUAUAUCGACGACCUUAACACCCCCGCCAUGCUGCUGGCUUACAACCAGUUCGAUCCUAAGGAGGUCCGCUUCCCCCUGGCAGCAGGAAGGCACACGCUCGUGUGGGCGUAUGUCAAGGACUCGUCGUUCACACAAGGCAGGGACUCUGCCGCCCUACAGUUUCUGGAGGUGGACGGCAUUGCAUUCACCGACUCAGCCUGCCUCAAAUGCCCUGCCGGCUUCUUCAGUGGGGAGCAAGCCACCAACUGCACAGCAUGCCCUCCCGACCACAUCUCAGCGGAGGGGUCAGGCCAGUGCGAGGCGUGCAACAGCACCACGUUCGCCCUCGCCACACCCCGCACCCAAUGCACCCCACGCCCUCUGUGCAACGUGACAGUAGACGCCACGCCCACCUUCACCCCCUGCGUUGCCUCCUCGCGCACGCGCACCAGGGUGUGGUCGUGGCUCUCCCCUCAAGUCUGCCAGCCCGACCCCGCCCAUGGCCUCCCUCCCAACACCACCGAGCCAUGCGAGCCCUGCCCGUCAGGGCAGUACGCAGUUGUGGAUUCUGCCACUGACACUCUCACCUGCACCUUCUGCCCCACUGGCACAGCGCGGAACGUCUCAGAAGCAUCAACAGUACAACCACUCCCCCCUCCAGGCGCGGCUGCCCCUCCCUCUGCAGCCCCCUCAACCACAUCGGACGAAACUUGCCACCCGUGCCAGCCUGGCGAGGCGGCAGUGAGGAUGCUCUUGCUGGAGCACUUCCGCACCGUGGAAGACGGGAAGCUUCCCAGCGGCUUCCAGACUGGAUGCAGUGGGGAGUGUGGGUCAGGCGGGUGGCGAGUGGUGGGGGAUUAUCUGGACUCGGGGGCGAAUAACGGCAAGACUGCCUCUGUGUGGCUGGCACUCACAGUGAAUCUCACCAUCCCUGGCUACAUCACAUACGACUUUGACGUGGACAUCCCUCCUGGCGACCUGCAGCGCGGACUCUUCUUCUACGUGGACGACAACCUGCUCGAGAACAUCGAGGACGGGGGCAGCAUGGGCGUGAGCGUGCCAGUGGGUCGCAGCAGCAGCCAGCAUUGGCCGCUGGCAGCAGGCAGCCACCGCAUCAUGUGGGUGUGGGUCACCCUCAACGCCGAUCGCACCUCCGUCGAUCGCUCCUCUGCCAUCCUGCACAGCGUGCGCGUGUGGGGGGCGGCACAGGGGGGCGCGCCCGGGUGUGUGCGCAUCCCUGCAGGCGCGCAGAAGGGGCAGAGCGGGGACGCGUGGGAGGAGUGUCCUGCUGGGUAUUACAGUGAGGGCGGGGAAGGGCUCCAGUCCCUCCUUCCCCCGUUCUCCCCUAUUGUCUCAGGGCAACCGCUCUGCCUGCCAGCCGUGUUGUUCACCAGGGACAUCUUCGCUGGAAGGCAGUGCGGAGUGCAGCAUUGCGGACGUCACAUCCCUUCUCCCGACCCCAGGCAACCGCACAGCCUGCCAGCCGUGCGGCCUGGGAACAUCUUUCGCAUAGGGGACGUCACGUCGCCCUCCUCUUUCUGCACCUUCAUUGUUCGCUCCUUCAACUCCACCAACACGCUCCUCUACGACCUCUCACCUCCCUCUCAGUCAACCUUUUUCGCAUCUCGCCCUUUGCUCUACCUUCCCCUGCCACCAUCUCAGGGCAACCGCACUGCUUGCCAGCCGUGCGGCCUGGGCACAUCCUCUCUGGAGGGCAGUGCGGAGUGCGCCAUAGGGGACAUCACCUCGCCCUCCUCCUUCUGCACCUUCAUCGUCCGCUCCUUCAACAGUACAGACACGCUCCUCUACGACCUCUCCCCCCUCGCGCACCAGAACCUGGGCCGCCUCGUGGGCCCCAUAUACGAAGGCCCAUCCUUUGUAGACCUGCAGAAGGGUCCUAAGUACUAUGUGUCGGUGUGUGCUCGCAGCAACAGUGAUAACGCUGUGUAUCGCCCUGUCGCUUCCUCUGCUGCUGCUGGGGGUGCUGGUGUUGGGGGUGGUGCGGCUGGGGGUGGUGGUGUGUGGAGUGGUGAUAGUGGUGGUGGGAAGGGGGGCAGGGGCGGCAAGGGAGAGAGAGCGAACACGAAGUACCCGUGCAUCAUGUACACUGGGAAGCCCCUCAACAACACUUAUGUGUGCCGGAUCAACCCGAAUCUGAAUGAGCACAGUACAGCCACAUCGGCCCACAGCCUGGGGGACACCGUGUCACUGGCCCCUUUGGGGAGCUUCUCCGAGCCGCAGCUGCAGCGGCGAGGGCUGGUGAUGUCGUUCCACGGAGAGAGCUGCCCGAUGUCCGACGCCCCCAGCACCUUCAACCUCACCUUCAUCUGUGACCCCGAGGCUGGCUACGGCCACCCAGAGCCAUGGACGGAGGGGGGCAAGAAGGCAGCUCUGAACCCGACCCUCUCCUACCCGGCAUGGGCCAAUCGGUCGGGCGAUGUCAUCCCCGUGGGGCGCGAGGCGCCUGUCUCAUGCCUGUUCCAGAUGGUGUGGUACACGGCAUAUGCGUGCCCGCUGUGCACUGUGCUGGAUAUGGAGCCUGUUGCCGUUGCCAACUGCAUCGACAACAAGCGCUUCACCUACAAAUACAAGACGCCAAGGCUUUGCCAGCCAAAUCCCCAGGUGCCCUUACCUCCUGAUGAGUACUGCCUUCCCUGCACCAAGGACGACUACCAGAGAUUUGAGGACUCUUGCACCGACGCCAACGGUGUGCACAACGUAACAUACAUCUGGAAGCUCCCGAAGACUUGUAACGAGGACCUUUCUGGAGCGGAGAAGCUUCCGGAAGGGACACUGGCGGGGAUUUGUGACAUGGAGGUCAAGCUUUCCGUGCACGUGGGAGGCAACGCCACCAUCAGCGGCAGCAAUGACCGUCAAAUCCUCGCUCUCGAAGCCAGCUUCGGCGCGGGGCUUCCGAAGACCAAGGCUGACGCGCUCUCCUUCUCCCUUGCGCAGAUGCAGCCCCUGCUUGCUUGUUCCGACCCCCUGCCUCCUCUCCCUUCAUUUCAGGGCCAGGCAGUGUUAGUGCAGCGAGGCGACUGCAGCUUCGCCUCGAAGGCCCUCCGCGUGCAGCGGCUGGGAGCAGCUAAUGCCAUCGUCAUCAACAGUGAAGAAGGUAUCAUUGGCAUGGGUUGCAACGCAACAGACUUGACUGAAGGCGUUGUGACUAUACCGGUGGUCAUGGUCUCCAACUCGUCAGGCCAAUUCCUCCUUCAAGCCCUCUCCAACGCCUCCGCCUCCCCCUCCGCCUCCGCCUCCGCCGCGCCAGUCACUGUGUCCCUGUACGCGCCUCCGCGGUCACUGCUGGACCUGGCAGAGCUGGUGCUGUGGGCGCUGGCGCUGCUGUCGCUCGUGGGCGCGUCCGCGUGGGCUGCCGCGGAGGAGAAGGCCGCGCUGGAAGGGAAGAGUGGCGCGGGGCAGUCCCUGGCGGACCAGCCACAAGGCGACUCCUCGGGAGCGUAUGACAUGUCAGUGGGGUCAGCAGUGGGUUUCGUGGUGAUGUCGUCUGUCAUGCUGCUGCUGCUCUUCUUCCUCAUGUCGCCCCUCGUCUUCUACAUCAUCCUCACGCUCUUCUGCGUUGCGGCGCUCGAGUCGCUCUAUGUGUGCCUCUCCUCGCUCCUCCACAGGCUCUUCCCACUCCAGUCUCCUCACGGCGUUGCUCUCCCCCUCCUUGGAUUCGUCUCCGGGCUCUCCCUCUCCUCCUUCCUGCUCUCCCUCGCCCUCACCAUCACCUGGGCUAUCUUCCGCAACCACCCUGAUGCAUGGGUGGCACAGGAUAUCCUGGGCAUAGCGCUGAUGAUCACGGUGCUGCAGGCAGUGCGUCUGCCCAACAUCAAGGUGUCCACUGUGCUGCUCUCCCUCGCUUUCUUUUACGACAUUUUCUGGGUCUUCAUCUCGCCGCUCUUCUUCAACGGAAAGAGCGUUAUGAUCGAGGUGGCAACAGGGGAGCGCACGGGAGGAGAGGGCAUACCCAUGCUGCUCAAGGUGCCGCACAUAACAGAUCCAUGGGGGGGAUACUCUGUGCUGGGCUUUGGCGAUGUCGUGCUGCCAGGCCUCCUCAUCGUCUUCAGCAGAAGGUAG